Molecule: messenger RNA, 2141 nt
Organism: Lotus japonicus
Lineage: Eukaryota; Viridiplantae; Streptophyta; Magnoliopsida; Fabales; Fabaceae
Exons: 2
Coding region: 1305-2141 (278 amino acids)
Source: RefSeq, a predicted model, not a curated record
UCCUGCGAGUCUGGAACAGUCUGCACUAAAAUGAUCAUAUCUUGGGCUACAGAACUCCGAAUUAGGAUCCGAUUGAAGGCCCGCGAAGCUGACUUAAAGAGCUACAACUCUCAUGUUUACCUCAAUUGAAGAUUCAGACUUCUUGUGGGACCCGAGAAUGCCUGAUUGUUCAGCAGCUUACUCCUUUAUGUGGGCCCGAUUUUGUGAAGAUUUAGAAAAGAUUUAGAUAACAAAGAUUGUUACUUGAUGAACAAGUUUAUUUAUUAGUAUAAAUAAGUGAGUUUAGGCUUUUGUUAGACCAUUACACCACCUCACCACAUCUCACCAUCACCUCCUCCACCUUCUCCUAAUAUCUUUCUCCAUCUUUUCUAGUAUGAGUUGCUAAACUCCAUAGUUAGUCUUAGGAUUUUUAAUAUUCUUGUGUUUGCAAACUUGAGGUUCUAUUCUUAAUGCAAAUUUCUUCUUUAUUAAUUCUCUUCAUCUCUAUUUCUGAUCUAGGGUUUGCUGAAUUCUAUAGUUUUAGAAAUAAGAGUUGAUGCAUGUUCGCUUAGUUCAUGUUAGUUCGUAACUGUUUCUUAAUCGCUUAGUUUAGGAAACUGUGAAUUGAUUUUCGCUUAGUUAAUCAACUCUCACGAAUUAGGGAAACAAUAAGGAAGAAUUAAUCUUUUGUAACCAAUGAAGGUUUGUUGCACUUGAAUGUUAUAAUCCGAUGACUAACACUUUCUCUUAUCUGAUUUAAAUCUCUUUUAAUUUAUGUUUGCUUACUUUUCAAUCAAAUAAUCGAAACCCCUUUUUAAUUGCUUGUUUUACUCUAAUAUCAAUUAUUACUUCACUGAGUCCUUGUGAGAUCGAUCCUUGUAGUUUAUUUUUUGUUUAUAUCUUCUAUAUCUAUCUCAUAUCUUUUAUCUCAAUCACAUAUCUUUUAAUUCUCUUUCUUAUCUUUUAUUUUUAUAUCACUAUCUCUUUCUUAUUUCUCUAUCUUUUCUCUUUAUUAUUUUAUUUUGCUAUCUUUUCUAUCUUCUUUCCCUUCAUUAUUAUUAUUCUUAUUAUUGUUACUAGAUUUGUUUUUUUUUUUACUAACCUUUUUUUUUCUUUUAUUGUUUCAGGUCCUUUCAAUUUUUUGUUUUUUUUUUCUUUCUUGUUUUAACGUUGAACUCUUUUUUUUUACUAACGUGAUUUUUUUUUGUUUAGUUUAUUUUUCCACUAACGUUUUUGUUUUUUUUUGUUUUUUUUGUUUUUUUUUUGUUGUGGUGAAAAAAAAAAGUUAACGGAAACAAGUGUUGGUUUGUGGAGCUUUUGCAGUGAUGGAAGCUAAACUUGAUAAGCUAGAAGCCAAACUCGACGAGAUACAAUUUUCUGUUACACAAAUGUUGCUCAAGAGCUAUCAACAACAGUUUGAGUCACCUCAAUGUUAUCCACAAGAGAAUUUUGAAAAUAUUUGGUGUGACCCACCUUGCUAUCAUCCACAAGGGCAAUUCCAACAGUCUAUUUAUGCACCACCAUGCUACUACCUGCAAGAGGAAUUUCAAUAUCCUUUUCAUGAUCCACAUCAUUCACAAGAGGAAUUCCAUCAACCUUGGAAUGAUCCACCCCAAUUUUUGGAAGACCUUUCAAAGCAAUAUGAAGCAAACCAAGCCCAGUUUCAACAACCUCGACACGAGGAACCUUCCAUAUUGCAAGAAAUUCAAGACAUGUUGAACCAAAUGUCUGCAAAUCUCAAUGCAAAUGCUAAUCAACACCUGCAAGAUACUGCGAAUUUACAAGCUCCAGUUAACGAGCUAGUUGCACACGCUCCCACAUUGCAACAUGAAGCUGAUGCAGAGAUUGAUGAUGAAGUUAAUCCUUGUGUUGAUACUCAUCUUGAUGCUAGCACUGAUGGUUCUGGUGAUGUUAAUGAGUUUGAAGUUGAUGUUGCUUCUGAUGCUAAUUCUAAUGAUGAGGACAACAAACAAGAAAUAUAUCUCCCUCUUCCACAUAGAACUUAUGAGAGUGAGAAGAUUUAUCCUAGUAAAGAAGAAAAUAAGUUGUUGGAUGAUUUCAAGAAGUGUUUUGCAGGGGAUGAAGUUAAGAAGAUGGAUGUAGAAUGUGAACUUGACUUGAUUCUGACUGAAAUUGUUGUUCAUGUGUAUACAUUGAAGUGA